AUGGCGAAUCUCCAGACCGUCUGCUGUAUGUGCGGCGACGUUGGUUUCCCGGACAACCUCUUCCGUUGUACCAACUGCCACCACCGUUUUCAGCACUCAUAUUGUAGCAAUUACUAUAAGGAAGUUGCAACUGAAUUGUGUGAUUGGUGCCAAAGCGAUCAAAUCAAAAGCUCAUCUUCCUCGUCAUCAAGACAUUACAGUGCUGGUGUAUCAUCGAAGAACAUUCCAACUAUGUCCAAUUCAGGAUCGGAACAUUCCAACAAGAACGAGACCAUGAUAUUGCAAAGUUACACCAAAACCAAUGAGAAAAAAGGUGAAAAUCAAGUGUUGGCCGUCACAAAAUCUUCGAGGCCUACCAUAAGGAGAUACAAGCUUCUCAAGGAUGUUAUGUGUUAA
Impatiens glandulifera is the source of this 396-nucleotide messenger RNA. RefSeq lists its product as uncharacterized. Lineage: Eukaryota; Viridiplantae; Streptophyta; Magnoliopsida; Ericales; Balsaminaceae. The transcript has 2 exons. The record is from RefSeq and is a predicted model, not a curated record. The coding region runs from base 1 to 396 and encodes 131 amino acids.